Messenger RNA from Fusarium sp. VM40, 705 nucleotides. The record is from the annotation of a GenBank genome assembly. Lineage: Eukaryota; Fungi; Ascomycota; Sordariomycetes; Hypocreales; Nectriaceae.
AUGUCUAGAGAUCGGCGCAUAUUGAAGGAGCUGGCGGACAUCACGGCCGACCAUGACAGCUCAGGCGUAAAUGCAUCUCCCGUAAACGAGGGAAACAUGACACAUUUGAAGGGCACGUUCCCCGCUCCUCCCGAUACGCCUUACUCUGGUGGUACCUACCAGGUCGAUAUCCAGAUUCCCGAUCAGUACCCUUUCAAAGCGCCCUUGAUACGAUUCGACACCAAGAUUUGGCAUCCCAAUGUCAGCAGUCAGACGGGCGCCAUUUGUCUCGACACACUCAGCUCCAACUGGUCUCCCGUACAGACCAUCAAGACAGCUCUACUAUCACUUCGAAUGCUACUCGAGUUUCCCAACCCCAAGGACCCUCAAGACGCCGAGGUCGCUAAGAUGAUGCUCGAAGACCCUGAACGGUUUGCUCUGAUGGCGCAUGAGUGGGCAGUCAAAUAUGCUAGUGCACCACGACAAGAUGUUGAUCUCAGCAAGUGGCAGAAAGAGGGCGAGGCCACUCCUGCUGAAAACGAUACUGUUCGAUAUGCCGGAUAUAACAAGGAUCUAAUCGACCGCUUUGUGAGCAUGGGUUUCCCUCUCGCAGAGGUCGUUGAGGCAUUCCUGUUCUUUGGUAUAGAUCGUAAUAACGGUCGAGAUUAUGAAUUGGAAGAAGCAUACAUGGGCGAUGUCACUGCUAGACUUCUUGGAGAGCAUUAG